AUAAGGUUCUAAAAAUGUUUUUUUCUGUAGAUUUCAGAUUUUAUAACUUAUAAUUUUGGAAUUUAUAUUUUGUGGAUCUCAAAUGUAGUGGCAUCUAACAGUAGAAGAAAGUAACUAGUGACUUUUCAACGUAUGGAUUAGUAAAAUGUUUUAAAUAACUGGAAAGGUUUUUGAUAGGCAUUAGUAAGUCAAUUGUGAUAAAUAAUGCACGUACUUGAUUUUCAAAGUAUGUUCAAUCCGUACAUUUUUUCGCUAAAUAGCUAAGCAUUAGAGUAAAAGCUUUAAUAAAUAAAAAUGUGAAAUUUUUUUUCAUUUGUUUACUUUUUUUGACGAAGAAUUUUUUAUAUUUAAAUUUAUAAACAGUCAUGGAUGUGUCCACGGAUGCAUUGCAAUAUAGUAUAUCACAUAAAAUAGAUGAAGAAAAUUUAAGCAACGAUGUCUUGAUGAAGAUAGGGCAGGACCUUGACAUUGAUGAGAUAAUGUCUAUUUUGUUUUUAAUCACAGACAAUUAUGGUUAUAGUUUUAAUAAUGUGAUGUUAUUGAGUCAGGAUAAUAAAUCUCAGAUGCUUGUUAAAUUUGUAAACAAUAUUAGGGACAAUAGGAAAGAAAAAUUAUUAGAAGCAUUAUGUAUUAUACAAAAUAAGCAGAUUAUACGUAAACUUGGAAUAUUAUUUGACGAUUUACAACUAAUGUAUUUACCAAGAAAUAGAGUAUGUUCAAGACAUGUGAAUUCAGUUGCAAAAUGUUUGUAUUUUUUAUGUGAAGCACUUACUGAAAAUAGAACUGAACAUUUAGUAAAAUGUGUCAAAAGUGAUAUGACUGAAUAUAAAGAAGAAUUGAAGGAUACAGAUUUUCUUGAAUUACAUAUAUUCUAUUGGUUACAACAAAAAUACAUUUCAAUUGAUUUAGAUGGUAAAAUAAGUCUUAAGAACUUACUUAAACAUUUAAAGACGUUCGAUGAUUUGGAACUUAUUUAUGAAGACCUUAAGAGGUUUGAAGACAAUCAAAAUGUUUUGGAUGUACAACAUGCUGGCACUAGUGCUAUUUCUCAAUUACAAAUGUCUUCUGCUAAAGGAAAUGUACAUGUGUUAUCAACUGUCAAGGAACAAAGUAUAAGAAAAGUGAAGACUGGUCUUUGCAUUAUUAUUAGUCAGAUGGUUUUUAUUGGUCAAAAGUAUGAAACACGAUUUGGAAACUUAGCCGACUGUAUUAAGUUAUUAGAAACAUUUAAAGGUUUUAGUUUUCGUGUUGAAAUAUUUCAAAGCUUAAAAAAGGAUGAAAUGCUUAAAAAGUUGGAAGAUAUUCCAAAAGAUUUCGGGACUGAUUAUGAUUGCAUAUUUGUAUGCAUUUUGAGUCAUGGCUGUAAAGGUGGUGUUAUCACUUCAGAUGAGGAAACAGUCAACAUUGAAACAAUCGAACAUAAAAUUUGUUGUAUAGAAUUAGCAGAUGUUAUUAAAAUAGUUAUUAUACAGGCUUGUCAAGGAGAAGUAGCAGGAAAAGUAGAUAAUGACUUGACUACAGACAGUCCUAUGGAUGGUAUUUCAAACAUUUUAGCGUACAAAAACUUUUGCAUGUUUAUGUCAACAAUGCAGAAUUUUUUAUCAGUGCGUCAUAAAACUGAAGGUUCUUGGUUCAUUCAGGAAUUUUGUAAUGUUUUACAACAAGGGGGAGGUGAAAUGACAUUUUUACGUGCAGUUACAAAAACCAUAGAUUCAUUAAUGCAAAAGAGAGGAAAAUUGAAUGGAACAGAUUCGGUUGCCCAGUUAGCUGAAUUAAGGUCAUUCAGAUUACUUAACGAUUUUCUCUUACCGGAAUAUCAGGCACCCAGAAAAUAAGAAAUUAACAUUUGCAUGUCAAAGUGAACUAACUGCUUUGCGGAUAAUAGUAUGGAAUACAUCCACAUUUCAUAUUAAUUACAUUAGCUCGGCAUUCUACC
This is a messenger RNA of Megachile rotundata (alfalfa leafcutting bee), 1936 nucleotides long. RefSeq names its product Caspase-8 Dredd (gene Dredd). Gene Ontology annotation, biological process: proteolysis; positive regulation of neuron apoptotic process; apoptotic process. The record is from RefSeq and is a predicted model, not a curated record. Gene Ontology annotation, molecular function: cysteine-type endopeptidase activity. NCBI's taxonomy places the organism in Eukaryota, Metazoa, Arthropoda, Insecta, Hymenoptera, Megachilidae. Gene Ontology annotation, cellular component: cytoplasm.